UUUCAAGUGUAAAACCUGACAUUUAAAAAACACAUCUUUGUUCUUUUGAUUCGUUGUUUAUUAACAAGAGAAUGACUCGAUUCAACGGCUGUAUUGAUUUGCACAGCGGCAAAGUGAAGCAAAUCGUGGGUGGAUCAUUAAGCGAUAAUGCUCCAAGUGAACUCAAGACGAACUUUGUUUCAAAAGAGAAGCCAAAAUAUUAUGCUGAACUGUAUAAAAAGUUUGGCGUGACGCGUUGCCAUGUUAUUAAACUUGGACCUAACAACGACGAAGCUGCCAUAGAAGCGCUUGCAGCAUGGCCACAAGGUUUGCAGGUCGGUGGUGGUAUUACAUCGGACAAUGCACUUAAAUGGAUCGAAUAUGGUGCAGCCAAGGUGAUUGUCACAAGCUAUCUAUUUCCGGAUGCACGGUUUUCCAAAGAAAGAUUGGUGGAUCUUUGUCAGCAAGUAGGCAAAGACAAGCUGGUGGUUGAUGUGAGUUGCCGCAAACGUGAUAACAAAUGGGUCGUUGCAAUGAACAAAUGGCAGACAAUGACCGAUAUGGAAGUGAACAAAGAAACGUUGGACAUGCUUUCAGAAUACUGCAGCGAAUUCCUUGUCCAUGCGGCUGAUGUCGAAGGCUUGUGCAAAGGCAUCGAUCAAGAAUUAGUAGAGAAGUUAGGCGAGUGGGUCACAAUACCGACUACGUAUGCGGGAGGAGGAAAAUCCAUCGAAGACUUGGCGUUAGUGGACAGCUUAUCGAAGGGCAAGGUGGACCUUACUUAUGGAAGCGCACUAGAUGUAUUCGGAGGAAAUGGAGUGCUUUUCGAUGACUGUGUUGCAUGGAACAAGGAGCACCCAUAACGAUCACACACACACACACACACAUACAUAUACACACGCACAUAGAGAGACAUACAUCCUGGUGUAAUAAACUUUUUUCAAUCAAUC
Messenger RNA from Zychaea mexicana, 929 nucleotides. RefSeq lists its product as uncharacterized. The transcript has 9 exons. Bases 72 to 842 code for a protein of 256 amino acids. Gene Ontology annotation, biological process: L-tryptophan biosynthetic process; L-histidine biosynthetic process. Gene Ontology annotation, molecular function: 1-(5-phosphoribosyl)-5-[(5-phosphoribosylamino)methylideneamino]imidazole-4-carboxamide isomerase activity. Gene Ontology annotation, cellular component: cytoplasm. Lineage: Eukaryota; Fungi; Mucoromycota; Mucoromycetes; Mucorales; Lichtheimiaceae. The record is from RefSeq and is a predicted model, not a curated record.